This is a messenger RNA of Rhinolophus ferrumequinum (greater horseshoe bat), 2759 nucleotides long. RefSeq names its product ras homolog family member Q (gene RHOQ). Gene Ontology annotation, biological process: cortical actin cytoskeleton organization; small GTPase-mediated signal transduction. Gene Ontology annotation, molecular function: GTPase activity; GTP binding. The record is from RefSeq and is a predicted model, not a curated record. The transcript is spliced from 5 exons. NCBI's taxonomy places the organism in Eukaryota, Metazoa, Chordata, Mammalia, Chiroptera, Rhinolophidae. Bases 121 to 738 code for a protein of 205 amino acids.
GGGGCGGUCCUGCUGCGCGGAGCCGCGGCGGCGGCGGACCCCCCAGGCGGGCUGGGGCUGAGCCGGGGGCCGGGGCGGGGGCUCCGGGGGGACCAUGCCCGGAGGCCGGCUGGCUGCAGCAUGGCUCACGGGCCCGGCGCGCUGAUGCUCAAGUGUGUGGUGGUCGGCGACGGGGCGGUGGGCAAGACGUGCCUACUUAUGAGCUAUGCCAACGACGCCUUCCCGGAGGAGUACGUGCCCACCGUCUUCGACCACUACGCAGUCAGCGUCACCGUAGGGGGCAAGCAGUACCUCCUGGGACUCUAUGACACAGCCGGACAGGAAGACUAUGAUCGUCUGAGGCCUUUAUCUUACCCGAUGACUGAUGUCUUCCUUAUAUGCUUCUCUGUGGUAAAUCCAGCCUCAUUUCAAAAUGUGAAAGAGGAGUGGGUACCAGAACUGAAGGAAUACGCACCAAAUGUACCCUUUUUAUUAAUAGGAACUCAGAUUGAUCUCCGAGAUGACCCCAAAACUUUAGCAAGACUGAAUGAUAUGAAAGAAAAACCUAUAUGUGUGGAACAAGGACAGAAACUAGCAAAAGAGAUAGGAGCGUGCUGCUAUGUGGAAUGUUCAGCUUUAACCCAGAAGGGACUGAAGACUGUUUUUGAUGAGGCUAUCAUAGCCAUUUUGACUCCAAAGAAACACACAGUAAAAAAAAGAAUAGGAUCAAGAUGUAUAAACUGUUGUUUGAUAACGUGAGAAACAUCUUCAGUGGCCAAGGAAACUGCCCAUUUCUAAGAAAGCGUAUGAAAUGCUACAGCUAUACCCAGACCUCCUAUAAACACUGAAGCAGUUUAAAAUUUGAAAGAAAAAAAACAAAGCUUUCCUCAGAAUUCUAUAAAGUUAAGAAUGUUUCUUAAAGGUCCAAGAAGCAGCAAACAGCAUCUGAAGCCACAAUCCAUUAUAAAUACUUUAUUUCAACUAGAAGGUACAAUCUCUCAGGGGUUUCAUAGUUUAAAAAGCUACAAUCACAUCAUGUAACUACAUAAAAAACAGUGCUGUAAAUGGAACUGCCUGGCUUAGACCAUAUACAUUUCUGCACAGUCUUGAUGGAAUCUGCACAAAGAAAUAUCUUCUCCCUUUGUUCCAAUUAAUUGUUCUUGUAUGUAAGUUGCUUUCUAUUGCAGUAUAUCCAGAAUGGUGAAAUAACAAGGCCAGCCACGUAGCCAAAGGUCGCUCCGAGCGUACAGGAGAUGGGCCAUACCUGAGGAGAGAAUGUAUGAGAUCAAAAAAGAACAAAUGUUUUAUUAUUACUUGAGCACAAGUGUAACCUACAUAUUUCUAUAUUAAAGCUUAAUGUGCUUUCUUAAACAAUGCCAAAAGUGUAAUAAGGUCAUAACUGCAUUUAUCAUGAACACUAAAAAUGUACACGUUUUAGUUAAUGUGCAUUUAACUGUAACAAGGCUUCUGGCGACUGUAGAUUUAGUUUGAUGCUCCCCAAACUGCAUGACAGACAUCCUAAAAUUAAAAUUUUGGGUCAGAGUUGACCAUAAUCUUGGACUCAGUUUAGCUCUCUGAACUAGUUGGUAAUUUUGUUUUUGAAUUUCCACAUUGGCUUGUAUAGCAAAUGAAAUGAGAAGUAUGUAUGCUGACCAAACCAUGAGAAAUUUUAAAUUGUGUUAAAGAGAAGACCUCCAAUUCAAGCAUGUUACAUGGAAUUUAUAACAAAGCAACUGCUUCCAUUAUAAAACUGAUGUCACCUUUCAGAUACAGAUGUUGGAACCAUGGCAGAAGUUAUAGAACUACAACUUAAGUCAAAUACCUAGAAUGUAAGUUAAAAUACUUGCUUCCAAAUACCCAUUUUUUCCCCUAGCCACAUUACAUUUCACAGUAUUACAUCAAGCCAGAAGUAAAUGUUGAUUUAUUUCAUCCACAGGCAAUGUAUCUCGGUCCCUAGGUGAAAAGUCCUGCUUUAAAAAUUUUUUUCAUGUUCGACUGUGAAACUUAUUUGGUAUAGUAGAGCCAUUUCUAACCUUUCUCUGGGUGAAUAGGCCACAGAAUUGUGUUAGAGGUGAACCAUCUUAAUUACUGGUUGUUACCUAAUUAAGCUUCCUUGUUUGGUCUCCUGUGAUCUGCCUUAUUCCAAAUGCCAUGCAACAGACAGUAGUGUUAGACAAAGAUUCAGUGUGAACAAACUAGUGCAGUUCAGAGAAACAUUAAUCUAAUUCAUAGAUUCCCGCCCCCAACAGUCUUUCUUACGUUUAAACUCGCUGUUGCCUAAAUUAUGAUUUCUUUAUGCCUUUUGUGAGCUCCUGUUAAUUUCCAUGACUUGAGCUUAUAGCUGUGUCUAUCGCACAGAUUGGGUAAUGGAACACUAAACUUUUAUACUUGAAAAUGACAGCCUUAAAUGCUCAUCAUAUCAGUCACAAAUCUAGGAUGUACAAUCUUGUAUGUGAGCUUUGUAAAGAUUUUUAAAAAUAUAAGCAUCAUCUUCCCUACUGAGGAGUGGAGAGUCUACUGGAUACCUAGUCAGGAGCUUUCUCUCGGAAUCAGAUAGUAGAGUUGUCUUCUAUCUCCCAAGAAGCGGUCGUUCACAUUAAGUACCACGGCCUUAUGUAUAUUCAAAUGGAAUCUUAUGUAACUUUCUCCUUUAAUUUUGGUCUGCUAUUUUUAGAUAGAAUUGAAAGGAAUUGUAUAAAUCAGUUAGUAUAUUAGCUAAGUUGUCCAAUACUUGGUAUAAAGGAAUUAAGACACUAAAGUAUUAUACAUUUUCAACUUGC